Anopheles funestus (African malaria mosquito) is the source of this 1250-nucleotide messenger RNA. Its product is annotated as glutathione S-transferase 1-like. The coding region runs from base 186 to 1058 and encodes 290 amino acids. Gene Ontology annotation, biological process: glutathione metabolic process. The record is from RefSeq and is a predicted model, not a curated record. NCBI's taxonomy places the organism in Eukaryota, Metazoa, Arthropoda, Insecta, Diptera, Culicidae. The transcript has 2 exons. Gene Ontology annotation, molecular function: glutathione transferase activity.
CCCGACCCGAGCUGUCGGUUGAUAAACGUGUGCCGUGCCCGAUUACGUACGAUUAGAUAAGAUGACCGAACGAAAGAUGACAAACACGAGAUGGUCCGCCAUUGCGCCUUGCAUGGGUCCCCGCCGGUGGGAACUUUAUCAGUUGUUGCCACAUCGUACCUGAAAGCGAAAGCCAAUUCUCGACUAUGCCACUCGAUCUGUACUACAGCAUAAUAUCACCGCCGUGUCGGGUCGUGCUGUUGUUUGCAAAAUGGUUGAAGUUGGAGCUGAACCUCAUCGAGCUGGAUGUGCUGAAACGGGAGCACUACAAGCCAGAAUUUCUGAAGCUAAACCCACAACAUUACAUUCCCACGCUGGUCGAUGGUGAUGUGGUGGUUUGGGAAUCGAGCGCUAUCCUGAUCUAUCUGGCGGAAAAAUACGGCACGGACGAUACGCUCUACCCGAAGGACAUCGCACUGCGCGCCAAAGUAAACCAACGGCUGUUCUACGACAUUGGGACGCUUAUGCGCAGUGUCACCACUUACUACCAUCCCAUCCUUAUGGGGGGCGAAGGCAAGCUAGAGGACUUCAAGAAGGUUCAGGAUGCCGUCGGCGUACUGGACAGUUUCCUGCACGACAGUCGUUGGGUGGCCGGGGAGAAUAUAACGGUGGCCGACUUUGCCAUUGCCGUUACGGUAGCCGCACUGGACGGUGUGCUCAACUUUGACUUUACCGUCUAUCCGAAUGUACACCGAUGGUACGAGCAUUGCAAGCGUGAACUCGUCGGAUACACGGAAAUCACGAAGGAAGCUGCCCAAAAGACCCAAUCGUUCCUGGAGCGAUUUCGUACUAUGCGAGCAGCCGAACAGCAUCAACUUUGCAGUCAGCCACAACAACACAGCAAAGCGCAACAACCGCAGAAGGAUGAGCAACAUGAUCAACAAACGCAACACUACACCGAGCUCCAGACGCCGCCAAAACCGAGCGCACGUGAGAACCCUAAAACAGUUGCGCCAAGCAACACACCAGUGGAUGAAGCUAAAUCGGAUGAGUCGUCACAAAUGUCCACAGAAGAUUAGGUUGCCCCAGCACCACCCGAUGAUAGAUGUCUCGGAUCGUUUGUCUGUGAAAUGGGGUAACGUCGUGAUAAACAUUGUUCGCAGUACGGCUUCUGUGCUGCGUAAGCGUCAAGUCAAUAAAUGUGCCCAAACGUGCCACGCUUAUCGCUCAACGCUGGCGGUAGACCGUAGCGGUGAAGCGGAUGCACAAGA